UGAGGAGGACCGGGAAGGGCGUCAGUGGGGAAGGAGGGCGGCGAAGGAGGGAGCCGGGGACCGGACCCAUGGCGGCGGCGGCGGCUCCUCGGCCGGGAUCACUUUCGCCCUCAGCCUCCCUUCCCUUCUCCCUCCCAAAAGCUGGAGGAGAGAAAAUGGCGGCGGCUCUGAGGGAGCGCGGAAGGAAAGCGAGGCAAAGCCGCGGCGGUGGCAGCGCCUUCGCCUUUUUCCUCGGACAGGACGCUUCGAGCCGCGGCUGAGGGGAGGAAAGCGGCGGCGGUUGCUCAGCCUUUAAGGGCUUUUAUCCAGGACGGCCAUCUCUCGUCCUUCUCCCCAGCCUUGCUCGCCUCGCGUCCCGCCGUCCCCACACAGCAGACUUGGGGAAGGAAAGAAGGAAGAUGGCCGGCGCCCGCCCAGCAGAGGAGGGCAGCUUGCAAAGCCUGCCCUGUUGCCUUGACGCCCUUUCCCUAUAGAAAUCACCACCAAAAAAAGGCUUCAUCUGGAAAGGACAGGAAAAAAACACACCAAGCUGCACAGAAUUAUUACAGUUCCUGUGUAGAACUACCUCUCCAACUGCACAAGAUUCACUGGAAAGGUAUACAGAAUUUUGCAAUGUUCAGAGCAGAACAACAAAUGAAAAACAAAGGCAAAAGUGGAAAUGAGAUCUGUGAAGUUGAGAAAUCUCACUGAAGCAGAUGGAAGCUUGGUGGGGUGAAAUGAAUUUCAGCCAACCUUUUGAGUAAAUAAGAAUGGGCCCAGAUGUGCCUCUGCUGAAUGAUCACAAACAAGAAUUCCUCCUGAAGCGAUUUUCACAGAGUGUCCUGGGUGGCCCUCGAUUUAAAUUAGGACAUUGCGCACCUUCUUACAUUUACGUGAAUCAAAUUAUUCUCUUCCUGAUACCAUGGGUUCUUGGAGGAAUAGGGACACUUCUGUAUCAGCUAAGUGUUCUGGAAGACUAUGGUGCAUCUGCACUUUCUGGAGCCCUAAUGCUAGCUGCAGCCUUAAUCGUUCAGGCAACAAACUUGUAUGCAAGACAGAAAACCACAGCAGUGGAAAAAGUGCAUACCCGCAGUAUCCUAACGGAUGAAGACGAGUGGGAGUUUUCUAGCUGUGUGGAUUCAGAGACAAUCAAAUUUAUUAUUUCAGGCAAAAAAUACAUCGUUAACAUUGUUUUUCACUCUGUCCUGGCUGGGGUACUGUGUGGCCUAGGCACAUGGUAUUUGCUGCCAAACAGGAUUGCCUUAUUAUAUGGAGGAAACAUUGGUAGCACUGUUACCAUCUUCAUUUUUGGAUGGUUGACCAUCUGCAUAGGGGAAUACUCAUUAAUCAUCAAUACGUCUUCAGAGACAGCUGCUUUCCAAGCUCUAGACAAUUAUGAAAUCAUCCCACUUAUGAGACCUUUCUACAUUUUUGUCUUCAUUGCAGUGGAUCUCACUCACAGGUUUGCUGCUGAUGUACCAGCUUUAAACCUGACAAACCAGAUUUUGCACAUUGUGUUUUUGUUUUUGCCUCUGUUGUGGAUUCUGGGGAUUCUGCCUCCACUGGAUGCACUUUUUCUCUGGGCAAUGGAGCAAGUAUUGGAGCUUGGUCUAGGAGGUUCACCCAUGUCAAGUAACAUGAGGCUGCUAUCAAUGUUUCUUAUUUCUCUGGGGACCGCUGUGGCAUCCUAUUUCAUACCCAGCACUCUCGGUGUGGUCCUUUUUAUGACUGGAUUUGGAUUUGCCUUGAGUCUUAACCUGAGUGAGAUCGGGUUUGCCUUCAAGAAUAACAUGGUCAACUGCUUUGCUUCUAGCAAGUUGAAGAACAGGCCUGCUUGUCAUAAGGCACAGUUUGGAUGCAGGGAACUAAUUUUUUACUUGACUGUGUUUACUUUUGCUCUUUUGGAAGCCAGUUUGUUGCACUCCUUCCUUGGUUCUCAGACAUUUUCCAAAACCAGUUUCCAGGCUGUUAUGAGCUAUGUGCUGAUCCUAUUGCUUUUUGCCACAUGGAUUCUUAGAGAGAUCCAGACAGUUUAUUUAUUUGGAAUGUUCCGAAAUCCCUUUUACCCAAAGGAUAUCAUGGCUGUGAAUAUAUUUAUGAAGAAGCAAAAAAGGCUGAAUAAAAUUGGUGUGUUCAGGAGGAUUUUACUAGCAUUAGUGUCUCCAUUUGCAAUGAUAGCAUAUCUUUCCUUAGACAAUUCUCUGCAUCAUCUCCCAUCCAUAUAUAUUUGCAUUGGAUUCUCACGAAGCUUUAGAAUGGUGUGGCAGGACACAGAGCGUGCUCUUUUGGAUAUGGUUCUGGUGUCUGUAGUGCAAUUGUUGCUUUUCAACACUGAUUUUUGGUGGAACCGAAGCAUUGAUACUGGAAUCAGACUUCUACUGGUUGGAAUAAUACGGAAUCGACUGUUUCAGUUUGUUUCAAAACUGUGGUUUGCUUUCAUUGUUCUCCUGACGUCAUGGACAGAGAAAAAGCAACGUCGGAAAUCUGCAGCGACCCUAAUUAUGUUAAAUGUUGUCUUCUUCCCAAUUGUGCUGGCCUUUGUAGUGCUGGCAGCACUGCUGUCUUCGCCCUUGCUGCCUCUUUUCAGCCUCCCAGUAUUUUUGAUUGGCUUUCCAAGACCUAUCCGAAGCUGGCCAGGACCAGUGGGUGUGACAGCCUGUGUAUGUCCUGAUACUGUAUAUUAUCAGCAAAUGGUUCCAGGCUUGAUUACUGCAUUGCAGUCAGCAAUGUCCAUUGGUAGCCUGGGUCUCUGUUCACCUGGGUCUCACUACUUGUGCCGAUUUCAAGAUAGACUGGUAUGGAUCCUUGUGUUAGAAAGAGGCUUCACUUACUGUUGUCUUAAUAUCAAGGGAUUAGAAUUGCAAGAAACUUCCUGCCAUGCUGCUGAAGCCCGCAGAGUGGAUGAAAUUUUUGCCAUGGCCUUUGAACAGGAAGGACUUUUCAACCAACACUUUGGCAAUAUUUUAACACCUUGUUCUGUUCUUCCUGUGAAGCUCUAUUCAGAUGCCAGAAGCAUUUUGUCUGGUAUAAUUGAUUCACCUGAGAACAGGAAGCAGUUGAAAGACGACUUUGUGAAAGUUCUCUUAUGGAUGCUGGUUCGUUACUGCUAUGAGAAGUCAAAAACAUGCAGGACCCUUGAAAAGACGCCGAAGCAGGAGUCACUUCCAGCAGAGCCACCUGGUCUUUCUAGCAGGCCAGUAGAAAUAUGUUGUGAGGAAGAUAACGACUUCAGCGUGGAAUCGAUAGAGGAGUGGUCUGACGACAGUAACCUUUUUGAGGAUGAACCCAACCAAAAACCACCCACCGCAAAAGGAAUGGCACCACGAGGAGAUGUCCCACAGCCCUUCUUUUCUCUUCCAGGCUCUGUGGAAGUACACACUACGGAAGCUGAGGUAUCAGAGGCAGCCAGCGUGAGCAGACUCUAUAAAACUGUUAUUCUAGGUCUUCCUGCUGUAGACAAGCAAAAGCAAUGGGGAGAGAUGGAUUUGCCGUCCAUAAAAUUCAGUAACUCCUAUUCUGAGUCAUUAAGCAUUCCUGAAGGGUGGAGAACUGCACCCCUACCACUUGCAAAAUUCUGGAACACAAAGCAAAAGUUUCCACAAGACUGGUACCAUUUUUUACUUCACCAACUAGAUUUCUUUCACUUAAAAGAAAAUCCUGAAAGUUUACCUGAAGACCUUGUUAAAGACCCUGCUUUGGAGGACUUGUAUGUCCAGAGUGUCUUGUCCUGUUAUGCUGCCAUGUUUGGAGUAGAUGAUGCUGUUCCCUCUCCCAGUCACAUACUUAGAGCCUACUAUGGUACUCUGCCCUGGUCUCUCUGUUUGGACUGGUUAAAAGGGAAGCAAGAACUGUUUCACCUAGCACUCAAAGCAUUCAGAUACACAGUUAAAUUUAUGGUUGAUAAAGCAAGCCUUGGCCCAGCUGAAAAUUUUAAGGAGCUGCUAAACUGUUUUGAAGAAUAUGACCAUGAUUGGUACAUCGGGCUGGUGUCUGAGAAGGAGUGGCAGCAAGCCGUUUUGCACGAAAAGCCAUAUCUUUUCUCUUUGGGACAUGAUCCAAAUAUGGGUGUAUAUACCAGCAGAGUCCUCACCCUUCAGGAAUUUCUAAUACAGGUGGGAAAACUGAACAGUGAAGCUGUCAAGGGACAGUGGGCCAACCUGUCAUGGGAGCUGCUCUAUGCCACAAAUGAUGAUGAGGAGCGCUACAGCAUUCAAGCCCAUCCUGUCCUUUUAAGAAACUUGACCAUACAAGCAGCAGACCCUCCUCUGGGUUAUCCCGUUUAUUCCUCUGAACCUCACCAUGUGCCUUUGCUGUAGGACUGGGCCAUCUGGUUCUCUGUUCUAAAUUAAGACUGGCAAAGAUGUUUUAUGGGCUGUUAGAACCAUCAGUCAAAGAGAAGGAUGACAGUGGAAGCAUAUCUUCUACUAUGGAUCUGUGAAAAUCUCUCAGUACCAGGUAUUUGAACCCCUAAUUCUGGAGAACUGCCAAUGGGAGAUGUUAAAUGCUGGCUGAAGACACUUAAUGCAGGCAAUAAGUUCGUCAGUGUAUUUUUGUGAGGUUUUUUAAAACAUCUUGACAGGUGACUUGCACUGAGAUGUAGGUCACAGCUUGUUUACAUUAAACUACAGAUUAGUAAAAAAAAUGUACAUAAUUUCCCAUGAGUUUGAUAACAGCAGACUUAAUUUUUUCACUGAUUCCAUAGUGUACUUUAUUUGCAUUGUUGAAGAAAUAUUUGAAGAAACACUUAAUAUACAUAUUCAGCAUACAAAAACGAGCUUAUUGUUUAAAAACAGCAAAUUUAAUUAUAGUACUUUGGUAAAAAGCAGCCUAUCAUGAUUCAGGUAAGACUGACAGGGUUUGCUGUGCUAUGUAGAGA
Pogona vitticeps (central bearded dragon) is the source of this 4855-nucleotide messenger RNA. It is a transcript of the gene PCNX4, whose product is annotated as pecanex 4. Gene Ontology annotation, cellular component: membrane. Lineage: Eukaryota; Metazoa; Chordata; Lepidosauria; Squamata; Agamidae. The record is from RefSeq and is a predicted model, not a curated record.